AUGGAACCAAAGUACAACACUAGAAAGUGGUCGAACCGUGUCCGUGCCAAGGACGAAAAUCCAAGCUCUACCGAGCCGGCAGACCAGCAAGGCAGCUAUUCUAACGUGGACACCACCAAACAGUACGCUGCGCCCUCCCAGACCGCCAGUAGACACGUCCAACCCUCCCAACCCGAACAGGGCUAUAGUUCCAAAUACCAUUUUGGCCAUGACGAGCUGGAUCACCCGGACGAGAUGGUGAGACCUGAAGAGUAG
Aspergillus bombycis is the source of this 255-nucleotide messenger RNA. RefSeq lists its product as uncharacterized. Lineage: Eukaryota; Fungi; Ascomycota; Eurotiomycetes; Eurotiales; Aspergillaceae. The record is from RefSeq and is a predicted model, not a curated record. The coding region runs from base 1 to 255 and encodes 84 amino acids. The transcript has 2 exons.